Messenger RNA from Tricharina praecox, 1056 nucleotides. RefSeq lists its product as uncharacterized. The record is from RefSeq and is a predicted model, not a curated record. The transcript has 3 exons. Lineage: Eukaryota; Fungi; Ascomycota; Pezizomycetes; Pezizales; Pyronemataceae. Bases 250 to 1056 code for a protein of 268 amino acids.
GUGGGAUAUAUUGACUGGCUUGACUGGCUUGCUGGCUGGCUUGCUGGCUGGAUGGAUGGAUGACUAGCCGGAAACCAGCACUGUCUCUGGUUGCUUGAACAGUCUAGUCUCUCCACUGGCCGGCUUCCUGCACAAUCGGUAUACAACCACCUCUCUCCUACUCCCCCCAUCACAACUCACACAUAUCCCUCUCUCCUCCCAAUACACACCAAAACACUUACUAUUCCCGCACACUUUACCACCACAGCAAUGGCCGACGAAAGCUGGCUCUCCCUGUGCACACCAUCCAACAUACCAAUGCCUCCCUUGGAGCGUUACAUCCACCACCUACCUCACCACAUACUCAAGAAGCGAUUGGGACCGCACGAGCUCGGUGUCGGCGGAUAUAUUCCGGACCACUCCACGCUCAAGUAUCGUGACGAAAACGAGGUACUCGCGCUGGAACUCGUCAGGAAUCAUACCAACAUUCCCGUCCCGGAUCUGGUUUAUAUGGGCGCUGACUUCAACGUCUUCACGCGCAUCCCUGGAAUCUGCGUCAACCACCAAGAGAUCUGGGACACGAUAUCUCCGCGGCAGCGCGAAGGCCUCCAGUACCAAAUCCGCUCUUACAUCCGUCAGCUUAGCCACAUCCCCUCCCCCUAUCCAGGGCACGUUCACAGCCCACACCCUUCCGGGAGUAUUUUCCGCCCCUACCAACUCCAGCACUGCGGGCCGUUCCCCUCGACCUCCUCCCUCCUCCUUCACAACCCGCACCUAUCCCCUCUCGUGUCCGCAAGCGCACUACCAGUGUUUGCACACAUGGACUGGGACCUCAGCAACAUCAUCAUCGCGGAGAAUGGCGAUGCCGUCGUUGGCGUUGUCGACUGGGAGCGCGCUGCGUGGUUCCCUGAUGCUGGGAGGGCUAUGCAUAGAUGCGCGCAUCAUUGGGAGGGGUGGGAGGGGUUGUUUGAUACACUCGAGUUUCCGGUGGGGGGGGGAGGGGGGGAGGGAAUGGGGGAAACGGGGGUGGUGGGGGAGGUGGGACAACUGAGGUGGUGGGGAGAGGCGUAUUAUUAG